CCAACCCGUUCCCCUUGGUAUCAUCAUCAAAGAGACCACGCCCUUUAAAGAGUGUACAGUUUGCGUCGUCGCCGACGCUUCGUUCCCACGUUCUAACGGUCGCUCUCUUCCCCUUACUUUCGCUCAACUCACAAACUGAUACCAAAGACUUUGAUCCUGUCUGGAUUUCCAUCUCCGGUGCGCGUGUCACCGUGAAACCCUUUCGAUACAUGAUUUCACUUUCCUUUCCGUCCAGUAUUGCGCUCGUCCUUCCUUUCUACCCUCUUCGCCUCUUUCUUUCCUUCGGCACUGUCCUGCCCGUUUGGCUACGCACCCGGGCUCCUUUCAUCGUUUGCACCACUGACUGCCAUGACCUUGGCCGGAUGGUUCUCCAUUCCUUUCCCGCGCCACUUCCUGUGGCAUUCACACUGCAUGCAUUCUACGUCGGGUUCGGCUGCCGCCUAUCCGCCCUUCCUUGGAUUCUUUCUGGAUGCCAGUGUCCCCGGCCUGGCGUACUUCCAUUCCUUUUCCCCCUCACCUCACAUGUGGGCCAUUCCUACCCUUUCAUUCUUCAUUCACAGCCUGUUGGCCUAUUAUCCUCAUUUGCAUCGUGGCCUUCAGCCCGGUGCCCUUUCAUUCCGUUCAUUGGCCUUCACGCCCACUCACAUUUUUCAGCUGUGCCAUCGCAGAUUCGAUGACAGAGAUCGCCUUGGAACCGCAUUAUCCAUGGCCCAAGGUUCCAAUCGAUACAGAACUUGGCUUCCCUGGCCCACUCGCCUUUUCUGCCCUGGUUGGAAAUCUUGGUGGAAGAGGCCGGGGGGGGACACAUUCCCAAAAAAAUGUGUUGAUGGGUGCUUUCGCAGAUAGCACACCGUCCUAGGCCCUUCCCUGCUCCCCCGAGCUGGUGCUGGACUAGGGCUGGAGCACCACGCUAGAUGGUGCGACUCAAUCAUUUUCUUACGAUGUAACUAGGAGGCACGACGAAUAAGCUAUAUUUCAAAGGGC
Molecule: messenger RNA, 984 nt
Organism: Tilletiaria anomala UBC 951
Lineage: Eukaryota; Fungi; Basidiomycota; Exobasidiomycetes; Georgefischeriales; Tilletiariaceae
Exons: 1
Coding region: 349-846 (165 amino acids)
Source: RefSeq, a predicted model, not a curated record